Capsaspora owczarzaki ATCC 30864 is the source of this 2790-nucleotide messenger RNA. RefSeq names its product E3 ubiquitin-protein ligase CBL-B-A. The transcript is spliced from 4 exons. Gene Ontology annotation, cellular component: plasma membrane; membrane raft. Gene Ontology annotation, molecular function: SH3 domain binding; phosphotyrosine residue binding; calcium ion binding. Lineage: Eukaryota; Filasterea; Ministeriida; Capsasporidae. The coding region runs from base 218 to 2563 and encodes 781 amino acids. The record is from RefSeq and is a predicted model, not a curated record. Gene Ontology annotation, biological process: cell surface receptor signaling pathway; regulation of signaling.
CGUUGUUUUUGUCGCUUUUCUGUUUAGAUUUUGCAACUCGACGCGUCCAAAAUCCACCUGCCUUUGAUCAGCUGGUGCGUCUCCGCUUCUCCGUCUUUUGUUUCGCUCGGACGCUUGUUAAGGAUCAGUCCCUCUGUAUUGUCACGACUUUUCGUUCUCUGCAACACUCUCGUCGUCAAGUCAGCAUUUUGCCCCGACACACUACACAGUUGCUCCCAUGCACGGCAUUGGCGCGUCACUUCGUGAUUUCGGGCUAACGUUGCGCACAAACUUGCGUCGCCGACCAGCGUCUGACGGCGGCGAUGGGAGCUUUUUUGUCGACCCGAAUGCCAGCGGCUCGUCGGCGGCCGGAUCGCCGUCGAAUGGGGGCGACGCAUCUGCAGGGUCGGCUUUGAUGAACGGUGCCGAUUACAAGGCGGACGCUGAGCUGGACUCGCGCACGCUCGAUCGCCUCUCGUCCCGCGUUCAGAAAAUUCUCAAGCUGAUCAAGAGCAAGAAGCUCACACUGCGCAACUCGCCGCCAUUUUUGCAAGAGCUGCUUGCCGAAAUCUACCAACACCUCAAGCUCAUCCUGUCGAAAGCAGAGCUCGAGACGCUGCGACAAAUUCCGUACUUGACCAUCACGCUGCAAAACAUCUUCCUCAAGCUAUACAACAUUUCAUCCCUGAUCAAAAAGGGCAAGCAUGAGGACUUGCAGCAGGAAGAAUCGCACAUUCGGCGCCAACUGACCAAGUUCACCCUGAUUCUCUCGCACAUUGUGACGGAUUUCAAGGCCGUCUUCCCAAACGGCAAGUUCUGCGACAAGGACCUCAAGAUUGCCAAAAAGGAGGCUGCCGACUUUUGGAAGGCCAACUUUGAUUUGCGGUGCAUCGUCCCGUGGCACGAGUUUUUGGCUGCCUUCAAGACCGUUCAUCCAAUUUCCACACCACAAGAGGCGAGCGCACUUCGGACGACCAUGAAUUUGACCGACUACAACCACAUUUCUUGGUUUGAGUUUGAUGUCUUUACACGGCUCUUCCAGCCCUGGUCGCAUCUCGUGAACAACUGGAACGUGCUUGCCAUCACCCAUCCCGCGUAUCAAGCAUACAUGACCUACGACGAAGUCAAUACGGUUUUGAAGCCAUUUGUCAACAAGCCUGGAAGCUACGUUUUCCGAUUGAGUUGCACACGUCUUGGCCAGUGGGCAAUUGGCUACGUCAACGCCGAAAAGAAGGUUGUCCAAACCAUUCCAAACACCAAGUCCUUGUAUCAGGCGCUGAUUGACGGCAGCGUUGAUGGAACCUUCAAAUACCCCAUGGGCCAAGAUGACAACCCUGAUAUUCAACGCCAUGUUACAGUCACCCCGGCAACGCACAUCAAAGUAUCCGAGGAGCAAUUUGAGAUUUAUUCAGACAUUGAGUCAACAUUCGAACUUUGCAAGAUCUGCUCCGUCAACGACAAGAACGUGCGCAUCAAUCCUUGCGGCCAUUUGCUGUGCUUGGCUUGCGUGACACACUGGCGGUCGACUGGCUCGCAAGUGUGCCCUUUCUGUCGCGAUCAAAUCAAGGACGUCGAAAAUGUCAUUAUCGAGCCGUUCAAGAAGCGGUCUGCUUCGCAGAAUGGCGAGGAGGAGGACGAUGACAGUGACUCGUUGCCAGACAUUGAUCUCUGCAUGCUUGUUGCGUCCAAGAUCUCACGGAAGGAAUCUCAUGACGAGGAUGAUCAUGCCAGCAACGGCAGUAGCAGCAGCAGCUCUGCCGCCGCUUCCAGCAGUAGCAGCAGCAUCAACAGAGGACCAGUGCCACAGCCUCCUGGCCUCAACGCGCAAAGCUCUGCAGCCGCUGCGACGGCUCCAUCCAUGUACGCGACACCCAUUCGCAAGUCCGCGGGUCUCACCACCGCCGCAGCAGCUGCUAGUGGGCCACCGCCGUUGCCCCCAGCAAACUCGCGAGCGAGCCCGCAUCCGUUUGACGACCGCCCUUCCAACGGCCCCAUGCUGGUGCCCAGCAGUCCCUUCGCCCAAAGCUCCCCUUCCGCUGGCGGUGCGCCUGGCCCUGCUCUGCCGCCACGCCGCCCUGGCACCGGUUCUUCAGCGGAGCCUCCGGCUGCCCUCCAGUCAUCCCGAGGUCUGCCGCCUUCUCCAGGGCUUGCGCGCGCUUCACCUCCGUUGAUUGCGCCCAUCGCCAGCCGCGAUGGCGCACCCUCGCUUCCUCCACGCAACGCGAACGCCUCGGCUCCUCCGGAACCCGACAUGUCGCUUCAUCCUAGUCUUCAACAACAAUACUCGAGCAAUUCCAGCAGAGACGAAGUUCCACCCGUCCCGCCGUCGCGGUACUCGUCGGGCUCGGUGCGAAGCUCCGCGCCCCGGUCCGUCCCCGGUGCGCGUGGUGCGUUUGAUGAGCUGCCACCGCUUCCGACGGCCUCUGCAAAUCGUGCACUACCGCCACCUCCUCCAGCAGCAGCUGGUGGUCGCGGCAUGGCACCAAAUCCUCCGACGACCAUUUGCCCCAUGUGUGCCACCGACCUGACCGGCUUUGACAACGAUCGCGUGAACAGCCACAUUGAUCGAUGCCUCCGCAUCUAGUGAGAAGGGCGCGUCCUUUUUCGAUAUUUGCAGUCCCAAGGCAAACUGCAGCCGUCGACCCGAACUGAACCAUGUGCUUUUGUGCAUCGCUUUUCUUGUUGUGCAGGAGAUGUUGCUUUCCUUUCGUGCUCUGCUUUGUUGGCACUUUUUUGUUGUUUUUCAGCGUUGAGUUGUGUUGUCGUGUAUUUGUUGUUUCAUGUGCGUAAGAGUUUUUCGUUUCGUAUUCC